AAGAAGCAGAAAAGGGAGAACAGGAAGAAAGAAACAGAGAGGAAGAGAAAAGAAGAAGAAAAAGAAGAAGAAGAAGAAGAAAAAAAAAGAAAAAGAAAAAGAGCUAGGAAGAAAACGAAGCAGAAGAAGAAGAAGAAGAAGAAAAGAAGAGGAAGAAGGGGAGGAGGAAAGAAUGGCGAAGCGAAUAGCUCAUGACCCAGGAAGUUGCAUGACCUCCUGCGCACAGGUCAGCCAUGCAGCUGGCCCGAGUG
Messenger RNA from Penaeus monodon (black tiger shrimp), 251 nucleotides. Its product is annotated as protein PXR1-like. The annotation marks the transcript as partial. The record is from RefSeq and is a predicted model, not a curated record. Lineage: Eukaryota; Metazoa; Arthropoda; Malacostraca; Decapoda; Penaeidae. The transcript has 2 exons.